UGUUGGACCGCUUUGCUUUUCUUCAGGACGGUGAUGUAGCCACCAAAGCUAGCUAUGACAACCGACAGCCGCUGCCAAUAUGAUUCUCUCUGCAAUGUUUAAGUUUCCCUGUUGAUAAGAAAACGACUUUAAAGAAGAAACAGCAGCUGCAAUAACUGUCACGCUGAGCUGAGUAGCAUGCUGGACGUGGGGAAGUGGCCAGUGUUUGCACUCCUUCCUCCUGAGGAACUACGGCUUAUCCGCCAGGCUUGUGUCUUCGGUAGUGCUGCUAACGAAGCUCUCUAUGUUACUGUUAAUGAUGAGGUCUUUGCCUUAGGCACCAACUGUAGUGGCUGCUUAGGCCUUGGAGACCUUCAAAGCACUAUUGAGCCGCGCAGGAUUGAUAUCUUGUGCGGAAAGAAGAUUGUGUCCCUGAGCUAUGGUACAGGACCGCAUGUGGUUAUCGCCACUGCAGACGGGGAGGUGUUCGCCUGGGGUCACAAUGGCUACAGCCAGCUGGGAAAUGGGACCACCAACCAUGGUCUGACCCCUGCCCUGGUCUCCACCAACCUAAUCAGCAAGAGGGUGACAGAAGUGGCCUGUGGCUCCCACCACACCAUCGCUCUCACAAGUGAUGGAGAGGUGUAUGCGUGGGGCUACAACAACUCGGGCCAAGUAGGAUCUGGGUCGACUGCCAAUCAGCCAACACCACGUCGGGUUAGCAGCUGUCUGCAGAACAAAGUGGUGGUCAACAUAGCCUGUGGCCAGCUCUGCUCGAUGGCUGUCCUGGAUAAUGGAGAGAUUUAUGGUUGGGGCUACAACUGCAAUGGGCAGCUGGGUUUGGGAAACAACGGAAAUCAGCAAACUCCAUGCAGAAUCGCUGCUCUGCAAGGUGUCAACAUUGUUCAGGUGGCAUGUGGAUAUGCGCACACAUUGACACUUACGGAUGAGGGAUUUGUUUAUGCGUGGGGAGCCAACUCCUAUGGACAGCUGGGAACAGGCAAUAAAAGUAACCAAGCGCUCCCCAUCCUAAUAAAUACAGACAAGGAAAGGAUGGUGGAGGUAGCUGCCUGUCACACCAGCCACACGUCAGCUGCUAAGACGCAGAGCGGGCAGGUCCUGAUGUGGGGUCAGUGUCGAGGUCAGGCCGUGUCCAGCCCUCAUCUUACCCACUUCAGCAGCACUGAUGACGUGUUUGCCUGCUUCGCCACGCCGGCCGUCACGUGGCACCUUCUCUCAGUGGAUGGAGAUGACUACCUGACAGUUGCCCAGUCUUUGAAGAAGGAGUUUGACAGUCCAGAGAUUUCUGACCUUAAGUUCUUAGUUGAUGGGAAGUGCAUAUAUGUUCACAAAGCUCUUCUGAAGAUCAGGUGUGAGCAUUUCCGUACUUUGUUGAAUGAAACAGAUGAAGAUGUUAUAGAAAUUCACCAGUUCUCAUAUUUAGUGUACAAAGCCUUCCUGGAGUAUCUCUAUACAGACAAUAUUAACCUGCCACCAGAGGAUGCUAUUGGGUUGCUUGACUUGGCAACGUUUUACCGAGAGAUGAGGCUCAAAAGAUUGUGUCAGGAAACUAUCAAGCGGGGCAUUUCUGAAGAGAACGCCAUCACGCUGCUUUCUGCCGCCGUCAAGUAUGAGGCUCGGGACCUGGAGGAGUUCUGCUUCAAGUUUUGUGUCAACCAUCUUACGGCUGUCACUCAGACCCAGGCUUUUGCAGACAUGGAUCAUGACCUGCUCAAGAACUUCAUUAGUAAGGCAAGCCGCUACGGGGCCUUCAAAAACUAAAGCGCCCCUGUAGCGAUGGAUUCUUGACAAUAUGUUUUAAUUCUGCAAAAGGAGAGCUGACCAAAGUGAACAUUGAGCUGUUCAGCUCUGCAAAGACUUGUUACUGGGGAUGUAAACACUGAAGAGGCGAGUGGUUUCUGGUGGCAGUGGCUAUCUGAUCCUGCCGUGUUACUACUCUAAGCCUUGUCCAAACAUGGUGAAGUGGCACAGAAGCAUUGGGUUACUCUACUAAUCCGGCCUUAACAUGAAGAAGUACAGCAGAGGUUGCAGUUUGUCAGACGUGCAUUACUAAGAUCAAGCUUAACUGCGCCUCCAUCUGCCUGGUUUAAAGCAGACAUACAACAAACAUACAAAUGGAUGCCUGUUUCUUAAAAUGCUGUAUGGUUAUUUACAUUUAUCCCUAUAAAUGAUAAAUUUAAGGACUUUUAAUUGCAAACUUCCAAAUUCUGCUGGAAGCUUCGACUGAGCUUUAAAGCAAUCAGUGAAAAAUAAAUCAGCCCUUCUUAUUCUGCUGCAACCUACACAUCAGUCAGUCGAUAUCUAUCAGAGAUACAUGUGUAUAUACUGUAUAUAUGUUUUCUGUUUUUACACUAAUGUAAAGCAAAAGAAGACAUGUGUGGUCAUUAGAAAUGGUUCCAUCAUAUUGGGUGAUCCAGUGGAAAGCUUCAUACUCUGUUGUUUACAGAAUCUAAGCUUAUGAAGAGCAGAAAGUAGUGCAGAGUUGAUAUAUCAUGGAGAACCAAUCACUGCUCAGAAAUAAAUUACUAGAAAGUUAAUCAUAAAACUUAGAUUUUUUUUCAUAUUCCUUAUGUUAUUUGGAUGCUUUGGUUCUCAUAAAUUUGAAAAGUGAGAAUUUUGCAAAGCGUCCAAACUGUUCUGCUUAUAAUGCCCUAUUUAGUAUUUAGCAACUCUAUAGUUAUUGGCAUCUCUGGUAAAGAUGUGUUCAAAACUCUCGAGUGGAAGGAUUGUUAACAUGGAGAAACUGUGAUUACAUUCUUUGUUGCAGUUCUCUAACCAUAAGCUUUGAAAUUUGUUUUUCUUCUUCCUUCCUCACUGUUGGUUUUGUCUGCAUCUACCCUUGCUUGUAUGUUGAAGUUGUUUUAAACUUUUUGGGAGGUUAUCUAUUGUCUUGCUGCCAUUUUCUGACAUUAGCACACACCUAACUUACUUAAAUGAAACAUUCUUUUGUUUUCCCCACUUUAAAGACAGACUUUGGAAAAAAAAGAGCAUGAACCAAACAGUAAGUCAAUAAUUACUGAUUUGACUACUUUACCCUCUAAUCUACUGUAGAGGUAUGCAUUGAAAAUUCACAGUUUGCAUCACUUUUGACUAUGCAAACAAACAAAACAUAUUUUGGAACUGUAACUAUGACAAUAUUUUUUUUUUGUCUUUUGGUAUCUGAUUUCCAUUUCUGACCCAACUUUACAAAAAGCUUCACAGACACUAAUUUUAGCAAAUUUCAAUUUUAUUUAAGAAUUAUAAAAUAAUUUAUAACAGCAUUCAAUAGUUUUUCUAACUCACUUUUUUCAAGCAGAGGUUAUGUCACACUGUAUGUGAGAAAGCCCUUGCUGUGCACCGCUAAACCUCUCUUUUUUUGCGCUGAACGUCUUGCUGUCGCUCACUCUUUCGCAGCCUGAAGGAACUGCAGACAUUUCUUGACAAGUUGUAGCAAAUACAACUUUUUACAGUUCUGCGUCCUCAGAUUUAUAUUUUAAACACAAUCCUGUUUUUGAAAAUAGCUAAGUUUGAGUAUUCUUUUUAUAUCAACAGCGUCCCAUACAAAAAAGGCUUGAUUACCUUAUCCUGACAUCUGGUGCUUUCAGUUAUCUGAAAAGUAACACAUUUUUCUUCCCAUUUCUGGCUGGUCAGAGACGAUCAAGUUGAAAAUCAUUUAUCGGUUUCCUGCCAAUUACUUACUAGAGCUCCAUUAGAUUUUCUUCUUUUUCUCGAAAUCAAAAACCAAAAAGCAACACAUAUAUUGCAUCUUCAUCCUGGGUGACAGUAAUUGUAGAGGAUGCUAUAUGUUUGACAUCUUCAAUUCAAAACAGUUUGCAUGGUAAUUUCAGAUUUAAUGAACAGUUUCACCACAUCUUUUAUUGUUUACUAAUUUAUGCCAUCAGAACAUGUUACAAUUGCUGAGCAAUUGUUAGCUAACACUUGGCCAGAAUGGAAAAGAAAUGUAUUUUUUUUUAAAUGCAAAAAUUUACUUUUAAUGAGCUUUAUAUGAUGUGAACUGUGCAGCUGGAAAUUGUGCUUUACUCACAACAAAUAUCACAAAAUCCAUGUUUACUGUUGCUGUGUGGAUGAAUUUAAAUAGAACUGUCUUUUUUUUUGGUAUGUUUACACAGAUUUGUUUUUUAAUUAUUAUUAAUGUUAUUGUUAAAUCAUUGUCAGCAGGUGUUUUUUUUUACAAUAAUAUACCCUCUUACAUCACCUUAUGGUAACAGGUACUGCUAGUAUUGCUUCAAUAAGCAGUUUAUAUUGUUUAGAAAAAUUGGAUAUAAAGAAAUAUCAGCUUGCUUUUACUUUGUAUGAUUGAUGCUGAUAAUGUCUGAUAGACAUGCUGAAAUAAAUAACAUAGUCAUAAA
Messenger RNA from Xiphophorus maculatus (southern platyfish), 4349 nucleotides. It is a transcript of the gene rcbtb2, whose product is annotated as RCC1 and BTB domain containing protein 2. The record is from RefSeq and is a predicted model, not a curated record. Gene Ontology annotation, molecular function: protein binding. The transcript is spliced from 12 exons. NCBI's taxonomy places the organism in Eukaryota, Metazoa, Chordata, Actinopteri, Cyprinodontiformes, Poeciliidae. Bases 178 to 1761 code for a protein of 527 amino acids.